AUGUCCUUGAGAACAGCAGGAAGUGUGUUGGUGGUCUUUCUCUGGUCUGUAGCAGGUCUUCAGGUGAAGGUGACUGGUGGACAUCAGGAUAAGACACUGACCUGUAGCACCACCUGUACUCUGACUGACAACCCCACCUACAUCUGGUACAAGAACGGACACAAAGUAAAGGAGGACACUUCCAGCCUGUACUCAGACUCCUUUAGUGAUGCAGACAGUUACUCCUGUGCUGUAAAAGGCCAUGAGGAUCUCCUCUCUCCUGCAGUGUGUCAGAAGUGUUGGAGUGUGACUUACACCCAUCAGAGUAUCUGUACCUUGAAGGGGUCAACAGUGAACAUAUCCUGCUCUUACACAUAUCCCAGUUAUCAUGAGAUCAAACAAGCUUUCUGGUUUACUAAAUGGUCUGGUAUGGAGGCUGAAGAUCUGAGCUCAGUGCCAGGGUAUGAGGGUCAUAUAGAGUACCUUGGGGAUAAGGAGAGUGACUGUACCCUGAGAAUCACAGACCUGAGAUUGAGAGACUCUGCUGGGUACAGAUUCAGAUUGAUAACAUCAGGAGAUACGUUUGCUGGCUCACCUGUCUCCCUGACUGUCACAGAUGUUGUGUUGGAGAUGGAUCCUACAUCUGUGUCAGAGGGGGAGAAUGUCACAUUGAGAUGUAGAACCAAAUGUACACUGGACCCCAUCACAGUCUACAGUUGGUAUAAGAAUGGACAGUCUGUACCAAACAGCAACACCUCCUCUCCUGUCUAUAUCCUUUUCUCAGUCAGCAGUGAGGAUACAGGCAGAUACUCCUGUUCUGUAGGACAUGAGGAUCUCCCCUCUGCUGAAGAGACUCUCACUGUCACAUAUGGACCAAAGAGCACCUCAGUGUCAGUUAGUCCCUCUGGUGAAAUAGUGGAGGGCAGUUCAGUGACUCUGACCUGCAGCAGUGAUGCCAACCCACCUGUGGACAAAUACACCUGGUACAAGAAGAACGUAACCUCACCAAAAGCAUCAGGACAGAGUUACAGCAUCACUAACAUCAUCUCUGAGGACAGAGGAGAAUACUACUGUGAAGCUAGAAACAUUAAAGGGACAGAGACUUCCAUCCCUGUCCAUAUUAAUGUCAUGUCAGUGUUUCCCUGGGUUCCUGUAAUGGGGGUGGGGGCUGUCCUGACUGCUGGAGCUCUGCUCCUCACCAUCUACUGCACUCUGAAGAGGAGAUCCACAGGAGGAAGUGAUGCCACAGCAGACACACAGAGUGUCCAUCAUGACCCUAACAGUGACACGUACACAGGUCUGAACAUGAGGACCAUGUCACCAGAGUGACACCUGGCUGG
Oncorhynchus tshawytscha (Chinook salmon) is the source of this 1319-nucleotide messenger RNA. Its product is annotated as sialoadhesin-like. The record is from RefSeq and is a predicted model, not a curated record. Bases 1 to 1308 code for a protein of 435 amino acids. The transcript is spliced from 8 exons. NCBI's taxonomy places the organism in Eukaryota, Metazoa, Chordata, Actinopteri, Salmoniformes, Salmonidae. Gene Ontology annotation, biological process: cell-cell adhesion. Gene Ontology annotation, cellular component: membrane.